CGAACGCUGCAGCUGAAUCAAGCGCUUGGCAAACCGUUCACGUAAUCCUUGCGUACAAAAUUACAAACUCCAUUAAAUUUAUCAUUUCUUUAUCAAUGUGCAAAUUGCAAAAGUUUUGUGUCAAUGCCAAAAAUUAGCAAACCAGUUACUAAACUAGACAAACAAUUAGGAUUGGACAAAAGCCUAGCGUGCAGCAAAGGAUCUCGUACGGGCAACUCGGCCAACAAUAAGGAACUGAAGGUGCUGACUCUGCUGCAGACUGUGCCGUGAACUGUGAACCAUAAGAGCUAGCUAGAAAGAGAAACAUUUAGCUACUGCGCAGCUCAGUGUAAUUGGAAACCGCCAUCGAGAAGAUACUAAAAUUGAAUCAAGCCAGAAAAGCAGCUCAAGUGAACCCAACAAAAUGGUCUACACAGAACGCACCGACAAGUGUCUGUCGUCCAGCAAGGAGAGCGCCGGAAAGCAUGACAAAUCCCAUUCGAAGCAUCAGUCCAAUUUCAGUUCCCGUUCGGGCUCCAGUUCCAGUUCGGGCGCCUGGAGCAGUCAGGCGUCGAGCGACGAGAAAUGGAAAUACAAUAACAUGGUCAAGGAUAAUCGCGACCAGUUCAACGGCAUGCACUUCUCUUAACUCCUAGCCAGAAAAGGGUGGGGCUGCGGAGGGGAGGAGGUGUCUUUGGGCUAGUUUAUUAGCCGUAGUGCAACGUGAUUGAGACCAAUUGUUUUGUCUGGGUUCUAUGGGUAAAUUUGUAAGUUAGUCUUAAGCCUGUUAUUAGAAAGUGUUAAAUUCUACAAAAUUUACGAAA
Molecule: messenger RNA, 803 nt
Organism: Drosophila arizonae
Lineage: Eukaryota; Metazoa; Arthropoda; Insecta; Diptera; Drosophilidae
Source: RefSeq, a predicted model, not a curated record